AUGUCGGGUCGAACACCAAGUUUCAUUGUUGUUGGUCUUGUUAUUAUUAUGUUUCUUCUCGGUCUUUUUUACAUGUCAUGUUCAUCAAAAAAUACUGAACUUCGACUAUCUUUAGAGCAAUUUGAAGAACGUAUACGAUCGUUAACAAUAAAAAAUAGCGAUGCAGAAAAGAAAAUUGAAAAUGUUAUUUCACGUAAACGUGAACUUGAUGAAGAUAUAUUAACUAUUCGACGACAAAUGGAAAAAAAAGAUUCUGAAAUUAACGAUUUGAAUACGAAAUUAAAUGAAAAAUCAGCUGAAAUUCAAAGUCUUAAAACAGAUAAAAAUGUUCUUGAUGAACAAUUAAAAGAUUACAGAUCAAUGAGUGAAACAAUUGUUUCAAAAAAUUCAUUAAUUGAAAAAUUACAACAACAAUUAAAUGAUGAAAAACAAUCUCAUAAUGAUGAAUUAAAUCGAUUAAAACAAGAACAAGAAACAUUAAAAAAUAGUCAAUCUUUACGAAAUAAUCAAUUACCUGCACAAAAUGAACAAAAAAAUACUUUUUUUAUUCCACAACAACGUUUUCGACCAUUUAUACCAAAUAAUGUAACAACAAGAAGUAUUUUAUCAUUAUUUCAAGAACCUUCAAAUAAAUUAAAUAAUCUAACACAAGAAAUUAAAGCACAAAUAGCCCCAGCAGCAGUCGAUCUUCGAGAUCAAGUUUUAAAUGGACUUGAUAGUAAUACAAAUACAUCAACUACUACAUCAUCAAAUGAACAACAACAACAACAAGAUAUUGACAAUGAUAAACUUCAUCAAGAAGCUAAUCAAAAUGUUCCAGCACCACCAUUAGCUAAUAUUGCACAAGAACAACAAAAACAACCAGAUCAUGUUGAAUCAGCUCAAGCUGCACCACAACUUGAAAACAAACUUCAUCAAGAAAAUCAAGUAGCAGCAGACAAUUCACAAUAUCAACAACGUUUACAACGAUCAUUAAAUAAUUCAAUAUCUGAUGAUAAAAAUAUAAAAUCUCUUGAUAAUGCUGAUAAUGAAAAUGAUGAUGAAGAACAAAAUGAUAUAAACAAUUUACAGCAGAAUAUUGUUGCUCCUUCAAAUUCUAUACAACGAAAUAAUGUAGAAAAUAAUAAUCGUCUUAUGGGUGCCGCUUCACAGUUACAAUUGAAUGAUAAUAAUAAUUAUCGUGUAGCUAAUCGUGAACGAUAUCAUCAAAUUAAGAAUAAAAUUCUAUAA
Rotaria sp. Silwood2 is the source of this 1230-nucleotide messenger RNA. The record is from the annotation of a GenBank genome assembly. NCBI's taxonomy places the organism in Eukaryota, Metazoa, Rotifera, Eurotatoria, Philodinida, Philodinidae.